GGUUAUCUUUGCACUGUUAACUGUUAUUCCCACGAUUUUUUCAGUUACUUGAACUAUCUGAAUAUUAUUAAAAAUUACCAAAAAUCCAACAAUUUUCGUUUCAAAGUUGUAUAGAAUAAUGGGUCGCCGAAAACCUGGUUUUAGAAAAAAUCAUCAUUUUAACCAUAACAAAGCGCCGGCACAGCAAGACCAGGAAAAGUCGAAAGAUACUCGUAAACCUUACAAUGAUAUCGUAAGAGAAAAUGAAAAAUUCAUCAAAUAUUAUCAGGUUCAGAAAGUUUGUAAAGAAGAAGAAUUUGACGAAUUUAUUAGAGUUCUCAAGACAGAUUUACCAGCCACAUUUAGAAUUACAGGUUCUAAAGAAGUUGUUUACAAAAUGUUAGAAAUCGUCGAGGAACAACUUAUAAAGGAUUGCAUCAACCAGACUGAUGGCGGUGAAAAACCUUUAAAUAUAUUCCCCUUACCAUGGUAUCCGAACAAGUUAGCUUGGCAAAUGGAUUUAACCAGAAAAGAUAUACGAAGGUGCGAAGCAUAUUAUAAAUUGCACAACUUUUUGAUAUCGGAAACUGAGAAUGGUACGAUUUCACGACAAGAAACUGUUAGCAUGAUUCCGCCUUUAGUUUUAGACGUGCAGUCGCAUCAUAAGGUGCUGGACAUGUGUGCAGCUCCAGGUUCAAAAACCGCUCAGCUCUUAGAACUGCUGCAUGCAAACGAUGAACCCAUACCAUCUGGGUAUGUAAUUGCGAAUGACGUGGACAACAAACGUUGCUACAUGUUGGUUCAUCAAGCGAAGAGGCUAAACUCCCCCUGUGUUGCUGUUAUAAAUCACGACAGCGCCAUUUUGCCUAACUUACAAGCGACUUUACCGGAUGGUUCACGUCAACAAGUACAGUUUGAUAGAAUAUUGUGCGAUGUUCCUUGUUCGGGAGAUGGUACGUUAAGGAAGAACCCAGAUAUUUGGUUAAAGUGGACUGCGGCUAAUGGACUCAAUUUACACGGGGUCCAAUCAAGAAUACUCAAACGAGGUGCCGAGUUAUUGGCGGUCGGUGGAAAAUUAGUUUAUUCAACGUGUUCUAUAAAUCCCAUCGAAAACGAAGCCGUUAUCCAUAGACUUCUACGUGAAACCAACGGAGCGUUGGAACUGAUCGACGUUUCUGAUUCGCUACCUGGAUUAAAAUUCAAUCCAGGCAUGGAAGACUGGUUAGUCUCCAGUAGAAAUCUGGAGUUUUAUAAAACCUUUGACGAAGUCGACGAAAAGUGGAGGACAACAAUCAGGCCGCAAAUGUUCCCCCCCAAGCCUGAAGAUAGAAGUAAAUUUCAUUUAAACCGAUGUAUAAGAAUAUUGCCGCACCAACAGAAUACUGGCGCCUUCUUCGUUGCCGUUUUAAGCAAACUGAAACCUUUACACUCCAAAGAAAAAAUGGAUGAAGUUGAAACGGAAAUCGCACCGAAUCCUUCCGAAAGUAAAAAACGCGAUAACGAAGAUAACUUCCAGCAAUCUCAAAGAAAGAAGAGGAAGAAAGGCGUCUAUAACGAAGAUCCGUUCGUGUUUUUCCAGGAAAACGAGGCGGUGUGGGAUGACAUCAAAUCGUUUUAUUCGAUAUCCGACGACUUUAAUUCCAAGUGUCUGUUGACGAGGUGCCGCGUCGGUAAAAAGAAAAAUAUUUACUUGACGUCCGAAGCUAUACGAGAUCUAGUGGUGACUAAUCAAGGUUCUAUUAAAUUCAUUAAUACAGGAGUGAAGGCGUUUGUUAGGUGUGAUAACAAGAACAUGAAGUGCGCUUUCAGGAUAGCGAACGACGGGUUGGAGAGCGUCUACCCGUACAUCGGAAAUGACCGUAAAGUACGCAUACCCAAAGACGACUUAAUAACUCUGUUACUGAACGACGAUCCCCAGCAUUCCCCGCCCAUAGUGACUUUGUCGGAAAGCCUACAGCAGCAAGUCCAAGACUUAAGUCCCGGCAGCUGCGUCUUGAUUUAUAAGGAAGAAGAGAAGUCGGAUGGUACCCCGUUUGUGAUUCAUAUCAGCGGCUGGAGAGGGACGACUUCGCUUCGGUGCUAUAUGGAUCGGCAUAGUACUUUCCAUUUGUUGAGGUUGUUGGGUGGAGAUAUAUCCAAGUACAAUGUCAACAAGUUCCAAAAGCCGGAAUGUGAAAAAGAGGAUGCGGAAGGUGAAAAAAGUAUUGUAGAGGAUAAGGAGAAGAGUUAAUUUAUAUUUAUUAGGAAUGGUCCUUGGGGAAAAAAUAAUUAUAGUAAAAUAAAAA
Anoplophora glabripennis (Asian longhorned beetle) is the source of this 2264-nucleotide messenger RNA. RefSeq names its product tRNA (cytosine(34)-C(5))-methyltransferase (gene Nsun2). Bases 119 to 2209 code for a protein of 696 amino acids. Gene Ontology annotation, biological process: tRNA methylation. Lineage: Eukaryota; Metazoa; Arthropoda; Insecta; Coleoptera; Cerambycidae. Gene Ontology annotation, molecular function: tRNA binding; tRNA (cytidine-N5)-methyltransferase activity. The transcript has 13 exons. Gene Ontology annotation, cellular component: nucleus; cytoplasm. The record is from RefSeq and is a predicted model, not a curated record.